Chinchilla lanigera (long-tailed chinchilla) is the source of this 1961-nucleotide messenger RNA. RefSeq names its product carbonic anhydrase IX (gene Ca9). Gene Ontology annotation, molecular function: carbonate dehydratase activity; zinc ion binding. The record is from RefSeq and is a predicted model, not a curated record. Lineage: Eukaryota; Metazoa; Chordata; Mammalia; Rodentia; Chinchillidae. The coding region runs from base 466 to 1800 and encodes 444 amino acids. Gene Ontology annotation, cellular component: plasma membrane. The transcript has 9 exons.
UGUUCUUGCUCAAAUUUGCCUCCUCUCCAUCACCUAUCCUUCCACCUGCUCACCUACCGGCUCCUCCGAGCAGCUUGCCCGGCCCCUUUACCUGCUCCCCGGCUGAGCGAGGGAUAUGUGCAGGGGGUGCCUUGCCACUCUGCCAGCGACACUCUGCCCCAGCGCUCCCGUCUUUCCCCUUCCUUGCCUGGAACUGGGAAGCAGGCCAGUGUUUGCUGAAGCUGGCUGGCAAGCAGCUGGGUGGUGCCAGGGAGAGCCUAUGCAGUGCCAGGUAGUGCCUUGGGUAACCCUGAUAACCUUCCGCCUGAGCACACACCUGCCUCAACUCCCCCCACCCAGGCUUUCGGGGAGGGGGCACAGGGCCAGGCACACCAGCGGGACUUUGGUUCCACCUCUACAAAAGGGCACUCUGAGUCAGGCGGCUCCCCUCAAGGCUUGCUCCUCCCCACCCGGCUCCUGUUUCUGAUGCUGCACGUACAGCCCGUACACACCGUGUCUUGGGACACCCCAGUCAACCACAUGGCUUCCCUGGGCCCCAGCCCUUGGCUCCCUCUGCUGAUUUCAGCCCCUGCUGUGCAACUGCUGCUGCUGCUGCUGCUGCUGGUGCCUUCCCAUCCCCAGAACCUGUCCUGGAUGCAGGGGGACCCCUCCAUGGAAGGAGAUUCAUCCGGGGAAAGUGAUCCACUGGGUGAGGCGGACCGGCCCCGUGAAGAAGAUCCACCUGGAGGGGUGGAUCCACACGGGGAGGGUCCACCUCAAGUUCACGCUAAGCCAGGAGAGCAGGAGGAGGACCCCCUGAAGUUGGAGGAUCUACCCACUGUCGCCACUCCGGAGGGAACCCAAGGCCAUCAGAAUAAUGGCCACGGGGACAAAAAAGGGGCCGCGCGCGAGCACUGGCGCUACGGAGGUACCCGCGCGCCCCUCCCCGCUUCCCCAGGGCUCCGCCAGCCCGCCUCCUCCCCGCGCAGCUCCGCUGCCGCCCGCGGCGAACAGGCGUGGGGCCGCGAAGGAUGCCGAGGCCGAGCGCCCUCGCCUCCCCGGAGCCCGCGGCGGGGUAGAGGCGGGCACGGUAGACAGGAGGGCGCGGGGAUCGUGGUCGCAGGGGCGGGGAGGCCUGCGGUCUUCGCCGUUUAUGUUCCGCCAGCAUUUCCAGAGGUGUGGAAUGGAGGAGGGCUGUGCGACCUCCACCCCGAAUUCAGGCCUCUGGUCAUGGCCCAGACACAGGCGUCUGUCUUUCAUUGUCACCCGCUUCCCCGUUCCCAGGAGGGCCCAGAAGAAAACGGUGCCUAUGAACAGCUGCUGUCGCGGUUGGACGAGAUCACGGAGGAAGGCUCAGAGAUUUGGAUCCCAGGAUUGGAUGUAUCUGCGCUGCUGCCCUCGGACCUCAGCCGCUACUUCCAAUAUGAGGGGUCCCUGACCACACCCCCCUGUUCCCAGGGGGUCAUCUGGACUGUGUUCAACCAGACAGUGAAGUUAAGCGCUAGACAGCUCCACGCCCUCACGGGCUCCCUGUGGGGACCUCGCGAUGCUCGGCUGCAGCUGAAUUUCCGAGCCACACAGCCUCUGAAUGGGAGAGUGAUCGAGGCCUCCUUCCCUGCUGAAGCGCACAGCAGCCCUGCGCCAGUCCACAUGAGCUCCUGCUUCACCACUGGGGACAUCUUGGCCCUCAUUUUUGGCCUUCUCUUUGCUGCCACUAGCAUUGCCUUCCUUGUGCAGAUGAGGAAGCAGCACAGACACAGAAGUGGGACCAAAAAGGGUGUUAGCUACAGCCCAGCAGAGAUGGUGGAGACUGGAGCCUAGACUCAGAACUCAAACGUGCAAAGAAACCACCUAAUGGAAUCUUCAAGGACUCAGAAACUUUGUCCUGUUCUGUCCUGUCUGAAACCUCCAAAAUAUUUUUUUUUGUUUUUCUCUUAAACCACUCCAAUAGUAUUUUUUUUUUUUUUAAACAGGGUCUUGCU